Messenger RNA from Ostrinia nubilalis (European corn borer), 1150 nucleotides. It is a transcript of the gene eIF3i, whose product is annotated as eukaryotic translation initiation factor 3 subunit I. Gene Ontology annotation, cellular component: eukaryotic translation initiation factor 3 complex, eIF3m; cytoplasm. The transcript is spliced from 5 exons. The coding region runs from base 85 to 1074 and encodes 329 amino acids. Lineage: Eukaryota; Metazoa; Arthropoda; Insecta; Lepidoptera; Crambidae. Gene Ontology annotation, molecular function: protein binding; RNA binding; translation initiation factor activity. Gene Ontology annotation, biological process: cytoplasmic translational initiation. The record is from RefSeq and is a predicted model, not a curated record.
CUGGUGUCAAAAAAUCUGCCGACCGCCACAUGUCAGGCGAAUUUGCUGAAUAAAUUUUUAAUUUUUUACUAAAUAACCCUAAAAAUGAAACCUCUUAUGCUGCAAGGGCACGAGCGUGCCAUCACACAAAUCAAGUAUAACCGUGAAGGAGACUUACUAUUUUCUGCGGCGAAAGAUUCUAAGCCUAACGUGUGGUGGUCGCUAAAUGGAGAACGCUUGGGCACUUUCAAUGGCCACGGUGGUGUGGUGUGGUGCCUAGACGUUGACUGGCAAACCAUAAACUUAAUCACUGGAGGAGGUGACAGCUCUUGCAGACUAUGGGACUUGGAAACUGGAAAGAAUAUAGCCACUAUUAAAACAAACUCCUCCGUGAGAACAUGCAACUUCAGCUUCAGUGCCUACCAAGCCGCCUACACCACUGACAAGGCUAUGGGUCACCCUUGCGAGGUCUUCAUCAUUGACACUAGGACGAUUGAUGACUCAAUAUCCUCGCAGGCUCCUAUCCUGAAGUGGGAAAUAACAGACUCGAAAGUAACCUCCAUGGUGUGGGGAACUCUCGAUGAAACCAUCAUCACUGGUCACGAAGCUGGUGACCUCAUUCAAUGGGAUCUGAGGACUGGCAAGAAAGUACAUUCCAUCAAAGAACACACGCACCAAAUCAAUGACAUGCAACUGUCUCGCGAUGGAACCAUGUUUAUCACUGCUUCUAAGGACCAGACUGCCAAGCUGUUUGACACAAGCUCUUUGGAGUUACUCAAGGAGUACAAAACUGAGCGUCCAGUCAACUCUGCUGCUCUCAGCCCCAUUCUCGACCAUGUAGUAUUGGGUGGUGGACAAGACGCCAUGGAAGUAACAACUACAUCAACCAGACAGGGAAAAUUCGACGCGCGUUUCUUCCAUUUAGUCUUUGAAGAAGAGUUUGGCCGAGUGAAAGGUCAUUUUGGUCCAAUCAACAGUUUAGCGUUCCAUCCUGACGGCAAAAGCUAUGCAUCCGGUGGUGAAGAUGGUUAUGUUCGUGUCCAGAGUUUUGAUCAGUCCUACUUUGACUAUACUUUUGAUUACAACAGGGAUUGAAUCUGUAUUACUAGAAGUGUAUUAAGUAAUGUUGUGGAAAAUUCUACAAUUUCUAAUAAAGGUAUCACAAAAUGUU